AUGGCUUGCACAACAGAGUACUCCGUAGAAAACCCCUUGAAUCGGGAACCGCCAACCAGGGCCCUCGUCUCGAGUUUUGUCACGCCAUCCAACAUCUCCUAUGACCGUAAUCAUGGUCCAAUUCCCCAUCUUUCAGCUUCAGACCACCGUGUCCGUAUCGAUGGAUCAGUCUCGCAGCCGCUUGCAUUGUCUAUCCACCAACUCGCCACGGAAUUCCCCCAGCAUGAAGUCACAUGUGCGCUAGAAUGCGCCGGCAACCGCCGCCAUACCAUGAGGACCCUGCUCAAGGAAGUCGAAGGCAUCGACUGGGGCGAUGCAGCCGUCAUGAACUGCAAAUGGCGCGGUCCGCGACUGCGCGAUGUGCUCGUCCGUGCGGGAGUGCAGGGUGGCAAUACAGAUGGCCUGCAUGUGGCUUUCUCAUGUUAUCAGGUCAAGUGUCAAGAUGACGAUUGGUUUGGAGGCAGUGUGCCCCUAGAGCGGUGUCUAAGAGAGGAUGCGGAUGUCAUUCUUGCGUUGGAGGUGAGUAUAUGCUCUAGUUCAGCGCCAUAUGAAUCCUGUCAUUGA
Molecule: messenger RNA, 564 nt
Organism: Aspergillus terreus NIH2624
Lineage: Eukaryota; Fungi; Ascomycota; Eurotiomycetes; Eurotiales; Aspergillaceae
Product: putative sulfite oxidase
Exons: 3
Coding region: 1-564 (187 amino acids)
Cellular component (GO): mitochondrion
Molecular function (GO): oxidoreductase activity
Source: RefSeq, a predicted model, not a curated record